CUCUUACAACUUGUUACCUACAUACUCUUCCAUUCUCUGCAGCCCACAUUCUUCUCUCCAACUCCACUCGAUUGAGAAUCAAUUCCCAUUCCCUCCUUUCAAGAGGCUACCAGGAGCUUCAAGAAUGGCAGAAAGCAGCGGAAAGGAUCCCGAGGCGGCAGAAAAAUACGCCUGCACUCUCCCUGCAUAUUUCAUUCCGAAUUUCCAGCGAGAAUGGUCAAGCUUGGCCGCCAGGCUCUUCAACACCGACGCUUUGGACAUUCUCUUGACAUCUAAUGAAAAGAAACAAUCUCUCGCACUAAUCGCCAUCCCCAUCACUAGUUCGUCCUUCGCGAACAAGCGCAGAGCCCAGGCCCUCCACAGAACGGUCAGCCAAGCGCGGGAGAUGGGCCAGGGCAAGCGAACUCCCGCCAGAGUCACAAUUAUUACAGCUCUCCUCAUCUACAUGCUGGAACCUCCGCUGACUUGGUGGGAAUGGGCGGCCAUGCAUCAACCACUCGGUGUUCUGCGAUAUGUUCGGGACUGUGCUGAUGGCCUCAGCCUUUACUCAUCGGAGGGUAUGUUGAAGGCAGCGUUGGCACAUUCUCCGACAGUGUCAGCCCAAGAUCAAUCAGACAGCUUACUCGUUGUCGACAAGCCUUCGUUGAAGGAAGCCAGCGCCAAGAAGACCAGCGCCAAAUCUUUGGAACCUGCUCAGCUCGACUCAGAUCAUCUCGCUCUACCGGCUCUGAGACCUUGGACGCGCUCCAUCACCAAGUUUACGACACCUUCGCCGCCGAGCAAGAAGCGGAAGGCGGAGUCCGAGUCCCCUCAAGACAAGAAAAUUGUCCAGAAGAAAGAGUCAGCCAGCCCAAAGAAGGUCAAGUUGGCUGUUCCGAAGAAGAAAGUCGUCAGUUCCAAGAAGAAGACGGCCACUCCGAAAAAGAAGGUAAUGGCUGAAUCGGAAAACAAACCCACUCCACAAGCCAAGGACCCCAAGGCCCGAGACGCCGAAGCUGCGAGGCGACAACAGCCGAUGGACAAUGUCUUGUUGGCCAGAUACAUGAAGAGUGCCCCCAUGCUCGAUAGAAUUGCAGAUUACAACGAAGAAUCUGUGCGUUGCGUUGCCCUCACCAGUUUUCUUAGAGACUUGAAGAGCUCAGGCUGGGAAGAUCUGGAAAAGUGUACCUGGCAGCUCAUCAAGGAUGGCGACUAUGAGUCUCGCGCGUUUCUCGCUGAGGCCAUAAUGAACGAUGUCUAUCAGCGCAUCAAUAACUCUGUCGAAGACGUUCCGCAGCCCGCGCAGCUCACAGAGCCCGCGCGGGUCGAAGAUGCCACACAUCAACCCGUACAACAGCUCACGGAAGCCAAACAGACCGCGCAAGCCAGCCUGGAUGAGCAAUUUAUGGAUACACCAACGAAGCGGAGAAGCCGGUCCGGGUCCAAGCAGGGUAAGAAGUCCACUCAGACAAAGAAGCGUACCGCAGAGACAAAGAAGCCCACAACAAACACGUUGAGUGAGCAUAACACACCUACGAAGCAGGCAAGCCGGCCUCUCAGAUUCUCUCCCAGCAGUCGCAUGUCUGAUGACGUUUUCAACGACACGUCUCCUGUAUCCGCCGCCUCGCCAUCGGCAGGUCUGCAGCAACCAAACUUGGCUUCCCCGCCUCGCUUCAACAUUCGCGGAAUAUUAGUCAAACGACUGAAGUCGAAGGAUACUCAGGCUUGA
Colletotrichum acutatum is the source of this 1708-nucleotide messenger RNA. RefSeq lists its product as uncharacterized. The transcript is spliced from 2 exons. The record is from RefSeq and is a predicted model, not a curated record. Lineage: Eukaryota; Fungi; Ascomycota; Sordariomycetes; Glomerellales; Glomerellaceae. The coding region runs from base 125 to 1708 and encodes 527 amino acids.